UAUAAUAUUUAUAAUGAAGGGUCAAGCUAAAAGAUUCGUGAACCACAAGGGGCAGGCGCACGUAAUGGACCUCAAGAAGAAUCAGAAAGAGAAAGAAGGAAAGGAGACAAGGACAGACGAAGUGGGAUUCCUGCAGCUGUGGCGCUACGCAACACCUUUAGAGCGCCUCGCCACAUGCCUCGGCGUGCUGGCGUCAUGGCUAUGCUCAUGCGGCCUCGUGCUAGCCGUGCUAAUAUACGGAGAGCUCACAGCACUAUUCGUAGCGAGACACAAGGCAGCGAGGGCCUCGUCACCAGCGGUGCUGCAUUUAUUCCAUGGAGGGAGAGAAGUACCGGACGGCAACCGCUCUCUUCACAUGGACGCUCUAAUAGAAGAUUCCAUAGCGUUCGCGCUGGCCAGUGCGGCCAUCAUGGCUUGCCAGCUGCUGGCUGCCGCCGCCGCCGUCACGCUGGCCAACUGGGCUGCUGCUAGAAUGGUGUCGCGGCUACGCUACCGGUUGCUGCGCUCCGUACUUCGCCAAGAGAUGGCCUUCUUCGACACCAACACUACGCUCAACUUCGCCUCUGCGCUAACAGAGGACAUGGAUAAGUUCCGAGGCGGCGUGGGCGAGCACGUGGUGAUGACGUCAUAUCUUGCCGGCUCUGUCGUCGCGGCAGCUUCUCUUUCCCUCUACUACGGCUGGCAGCUCACUCUGGUCGGCCUGGCCGUAGUUCCUAUAGCUAUUCUAGUCGCCGCUACCGUUGCUAAGUACCAAACACGAUGUUCCGCGGAGGAAGUGGCAGCGUACGGCGCCGCCGGGCGCUCGGCCGAGGAGGCUCUCGCCGCCAUCAGGACCGUUCGAGCUUUGGGGGGCGAAGAGGUGGAAGUACAACGCUACAAACGUCUCCUUGCACCAGCCAAGGCCGCAUCAUCACGGCGUGGGUUAUGGGCCGGCGCGGGCUCCGGGCUGGGCUGGCUGCUCACAUACUCGCUCAACGCCGUCGUGUUCGCGUACGGAACCAUCCUGUGCGUGCGGGAUAUGAACCUGCAACCCGAGGAACAGGAUUACCAUCCUGGGAUUAUGGUCAUUGUCCUCUUCUGCACAUUCAUGGCGUCCCAGAACAUCGCGAUGUGUCACCCGCACCUGGAGCUGUUCGCGGCCGCGCGCGGCGCCGCCGCCUCGCUCUACCGCCUGCUGGAGAGGAGGUCCAAGAUCGACGCCAUGUUGGAUCGAGGGGAGAAGCUCGACAAGUUGAAGGGAGAGAUCGUGUUUGAGGAUGUCUACUUUAACUACCCGUCGAGGCCUGAUGUAAAGGUACUUCGCGGUUUCAACCUCCGCGUGUCUCCCGGCGAUACAGUGGCACUGGUCGGCGGUUCCGGCUGUGGCAAGUCCACAACCUUGCAACUGCUACAGAGACUCUAUGAGCCAGCUGGAGGCAGCGUGAAGGUCGAUGGAAGACCACUCAACGAAUUGAACAUCACUCACUACAGGAGGAGUAUAGGCGUAGUGGGCCAGGAACCUGUCCUAUUUGGAGGCACCAUUCGCGAGAACAUCGCCCUGGGAAUUGACUACGUCAGCGAGGCUGACAUCAUUGAGGCAGCUACCAUCGCUAACGCACAUGGCUUUAUCUCGAAACUCAAAAACGGCUACGACACAGUGAUCGGCGAGCGAGGCGCGUCGCUCUCCGGCGGACAGAAGCAGCGCGUGGCCAUCGCGCGCGCCGUUCUGCGGAAACCCGCCAUUUUGCUGCUAGACGAGCCUACUUCUGCACUGGAUCCUGCUGCUGAACGACAGGUACAAGCAGCGCUGGAUGCGGCCAGCAAAGGAAGGACCACGUUGGUUGUAUCACACAGGUUAUCAACGAUAGUUAAUGCAACCCGUAUAGCCUACGUGGAGCACGGAGCAGUGCUGGAGCAGGGCUCACACAGGGAACUGUUGGAGAAAAAGGGACUCUAUUGGAAGCUGGUGCAAGAGGACAUGAGCACAGAAAGCAUGGAGAAGACCUGCUCAGACGUGGAGUCAGAAGAAGACGAGGAUGUCGUCGAGGAGAGCCGGUUCAAGCGAGCGCCGAGCAUUCGCUCGUCGAGACGAGAGUCCCUAACACCGGAGCGACUUCUCCGCGGCAGCAUGCGGCUGGGAUCCAUGGCGGGGGCGCAUGUACUCAACGUAGCUGUGCCUGAUCUGGACCACAUUGAGGAAACAUCUGGGACUGAAGAGGAAGCAGCAGAGGCCCCAGUAACGAGCCUGCAACUCCUUAAGCUGAACACACCAGAAUGGCCGCUGUUGCUCGGUGGAGGGCUCGCGUCGCUCCUCGUCGGCGCCACCAUGCCUGUGUUCGCGCUUCUGUUCUCACAAAUAUACGCGAUGUUCGCAGAAUCCGACCCCAACAAGAUUCUAUCCCAGUCCCAGCUAUACGCCGGUCUGUUCGCCGGUGUUGCCGCCACGUGUGGCGCCGUCACGUUCCUACAGACGUGGCUCUUCGGCCGCGCUGGGACCCGCCUCACUACGAGGCUUAGGGAGAAUACCCUCAGGAAUUAUCUGUACCAGGAACAGGGCUGGUUCGACCGCGCGCAGAACUCCGUGGGGGCGCUGUGCGCGCGCCUCGCCACCGACGCCGCCGCCGUGCAGGGCGCUACAGGUACCCGACUGGGCACGGUGCUGCAGGGCAUCAGCACCAUGGCGAUCGGCGUGAGCCUGGCCAUGGCAUACUCUUGGAAAAUGACUCUUGUAUCUCUGCUCAGCGUGCCUUGCGUGAUCGGUGGAAUCUACUUGGAGGGUUAUGUAAUGAAGAAAGCGGAGGUUAAAGAAAAGAAGGCGCUGGAGCAGGCUUCGAGAAUCGCCACCGAGGCCGUCUCCAACGUGCGGACCGUGCAGAGUUUAGGCGUAGAAUCCACAAUCCUAGACAAAUACCUAACAAACCUACAAGAAGCCAGCGCACGCGCCGGCCGCGCCUCGCUCCUGCGCGGCCCCGUCUACGGACUCUGUCUCUGCGCUCCUACACUUGGAUAUGCUGUGUCUCUGUCUUUUGGAGGAUAUCUUAUUGCGAGAGAAGAUUUGCCCUACGCUUAUGCUAUACUGGUGUCUGAAGCGCUGAUCUACGGCGCCUGGAUGCUGGCGGAGGCGCUAUCAUUCGCGCCGAACUUCGCGGCGGCGCGGCGCUCCGGCGCGCGCAUCCUGCGGGCGCUGCAACGCACGCCUAGAGUCAUCACUGAGGGCACUGCCGCUGAAAUUCCAGACUGGUCGGCGACCGGCGACAUCACGCUGAACGACGUGCACUUCACGUACCCGUCGCGGCCCGGCGCGCCCGUGCUGCGCGGCCUGUCUCUACAGCUGCCGGCCGGCCAGCGGCUCGCUCUAGUCGGCACCUCCGGCUCCGGGAAGAGCACCAUCGUGUCAUUGCUGCUCAGGAGUUACGAUGCCGAUAGCGGGAACAUGUUGCUGGACGACGCCGACAUCCGGCGAACACUAACCCUCCGCCAGCUGCGCUCGCAGCUCGGCCUCGUGCAGCAAGAGCCGGCGCUGUUCGAGAGAAGCAUCCGCGAGAACAUAGCCUAUGGAGACGUCACCCGGAAGGUGUCCAUGGAUGAGAUCAUACACGCCGCUGAGCAGGCGAACGUACACAGUUUUAUCGCCAGCUUACCUCAGGGCUACGAGACGCGACUGGGCCAGGGAGGCGCGUCACUAUCAGGUGGUCAGAAGCAGCGCAUCGCCAUCGCGCGCGCGCUCGUGCGGCGACCGAGAGUUCUGUUACUCGACGAGGCCACAUCCGCACUGGAUGCUAACAGCGAAAAGACAGUACAGUUAGCGCUGGAGGCGGCGUCGGAGGGCCGGACAACCAUCACCAUCGCGCACAGACUGGCCACCGUCAGGCACCACGACCUUAUCGCUGUUGUUGAUAAAGGAGUGGUAGCAGAGAUCGGCAGUCACGAGGAGCUGGCCCACAAACGCGGCCUGUACUGGGAACUGCUGCAGCAGCAGGGGCCGUGCUGAGCCGCCAUCUUGGCAAGCCGCCAUCUUGUGUAGCCACCAUCUUGUGAUUGUGUUCAAAAUUAGAGCCCGUCUAAGCUAACUUUUCGCCGUUUUGAACAGAACAAAGUAUUAUUUUCGUAGAAAUUUGACAUAAAUGAUGGCAUCUCCACAUUUUGUCAUUGCAAACGCCUCGCAGAGUUAGCUUGGUCCGACAUUAUAAGCAAAGAGUUAUUAAUAGUAGCAGUAUCAAGUCUAAGAAAGGUAGAGCUAAAGUUGUACAGUCGCCAUCAGAUAUAUCGGAGCGGCCGCGGUGCUCACAAAUAUCUGAUCACGCCUCUAUUGUCAAGGCGUUAGUGUGUUCAGAUAUUUUCGAGCACCUCGGCCGCAUCAAUAUAUCUGAUGACGACUGUACUAAGGAAACAUGCCGCCUUUCAAUGUUAUCAGGCAGAUACAGAUGAUUUGUAGAAUAUUUUGUAGCUUAAGUUAAUUCAAAGAAUUUAAUUUCGUACCUUGUCACAGUAACAAUCAGUCGCUAGAAACCUCAUACUAUUGUCAAUUUGUCACUAUGACGAAGUACAAAAUGGGUCCUACCUACCUACUUUCCGUGACAUAGACUUAAGUGGAAUACCUAUAGAUAGUUUAGGUAGCAUCAUAUUUAAUUUUAGCUUACAGACAUGUUACGGACUAUAUGUGACGUUUUCAACCAAAAGGUACCACAUUGUCGCUUGUCGAUAAGGUUGAUUUCAAAUUAAAGCUAUAUGGAAAUAGCGCCUUAUUGACAACCGACAAUAAGUACCCGUUUGAUUGAGAAUGGCACAUAUUUAUAUGCAAUUCAUACUAUUUUGAUUAUUUCAGUAAUUGAAAUAAGACGGAUGUUAAAAAAUUUUUUAAAAAAUGUAAGAGCCAGAACCUCAAAAUCUUUUUUUUUCCUCAGAUUUUAAUUAAAUCUGGUCACUUUGAAGAGCUUCUCAUUCUGGGCGAAAUAAACAUAAAAUCCCAAUUUUGGACAAAAAAAUGUUUUUUUUGCGUUCCAACAUUCCAUACGUUUUCGUAACUCAGAGGACGAUUUUUACGGUUUUGCGCUUAUAUUGUAGAGAUUAGGGAACACAAUCUUAUUGCACCAUUUUGAAGAAAAAAAAACGACAAAAAAUCUUCAGUGAAUAUGUUUUUUAUACAAAUUAAAUGAAUGAUAGUAUUAAAAAUAAAAAUAAUUAUCUAUUUAUUAUUAAUAAUUAUUAUACACGUGAUGUAUUGUGCCUUAUUUAGGCGAAAACCAAACUUUUGCCAGGUACUUACCUACUAGUUUAAAAUAAUUAUAGGCAGACGAAAUAAUGUUGUAUUACUUACAUACCUAAAAAGUCCUAAUUUAGGGCUAGAUUUGAUUAGUCUAUGUAUAUUAGUGUUAAUAAAUUAUGACUGUGAUUAAGAUUAGCUAUAAGUAAGUUAAAAUAGAUAAGAAUAACUGCCGAUUCUCAUUCACUACUUAUAAUUUAUAUGACACGUACAUAUAACUAUAAUAAUUACGGAUUAAGUACAGAUUAAUUAAGUAUUAAGAUAUCACCUUAAAUGACUGAAAAUUUACAAUAUCGACGCCGUGUCAAACACAAAAGCAGUCAUCCAGACGCCACGUCAUCGGAGUAUCAAAACUGAAAUUGAACUUUAUGCAUAUGCACGUAGGUCUAUGACCGAUUAAUUGGUCUUUGGCGUUGCACCUACGGUGCGUAUACGGUCAUUGGCGUCCAAAAGGUUAACAGCCAAUACAUUCAAAUAAAAUUUUAGGAAAUAUGUCCAUACUUUUUUUGGACCUACGUUCUUUCUUAGUUUCAAGGCAUACCUCCAUGCAACUCCUCUACGCGCAUGUUACACCUCUUACCUCUUCAUAAAAUAUGCCAAGAAUGCUCGAAAAGUUCCAAUUGUUCAUUCCAAAAGAUUUUUAACAACAAAAGUGAUACUUUAAUCACAAUCGACAAUCGCUAUCGCUACGACAACGAAACGCUUUGUGUCUCUAUCACUCUUCCAUAUUAGUGCGAGUGCGACAGUGAUAGAACAGAAUAACUAAUAGUACUACCGUACAGAAAAUUCACUCCUUUACAAGUCAGAUUUAGGUAUAAAAUUAUACCUAUUCUCGCCGCCUGCAAGCAAAAUUGAAACGUAUAACCGCGCACGAACCGUGAAUCUUCUUUGCGCUCCGCAGUUUUAUGACCGAGCUGCAAGGGCCUGACACUCUUUGAUAGAGAAAGAUAGUAUUAUUGCGAUUCCUAUAAGAGGAAAGAGAAAAUAGUGCCAUGCUUUGUCCUUAUCACCGACCGGGUUUUUUUUCAUGGUCGGGUUAUGGCAGCAUAGGUAGGAGACGAUGGCGAAAUACCGAAAUUUAUAAGAGUGAAAGAGAAAAAUGAUUAUGCUGCCAUACAUUAACCUGUCAAUACACGAAUAUGUCUU
This is a messenger RNA of Cydia strobilella, 6388 nucleotides long. Its product is annotated as multidrug resistance protein homolog 49-like. Gene Ontology annotation, cellular component: membrane. Gene Ontology annotation, biological process: transmembrane transport. The record is from RefSeq and is a predicted model, not a curated record. Gene Ontology annotation, molecular function: ATP binding; ABC-type oligopeptide transporter activity; ATP hydrolysis activity. Lineage: Eukaryota; Metazoa; Arthropoda; Insecta; Lepidoptera; Tortricidae. The transcript has 27 exons. Bases 14 to 3970 code for a protein of 1318 amino acids.